UAUAUAUAUAUAUAUAUAUAUGUAUAUGUGUGUGUGUGUGUGUGCGCAAGUGUGGGAGACACGAAUACAGCGCGUUCCAGCGCGUGGAACCGAGCGGCUCGGAUGGACGGAAUCCGUUCGGUGCGGGUGCGGCGCGCGUGAACCGGAGCUGUGAGGCGCAGAGCGGGAGGAUCAAAGAGAAACCGGGUCCGGUUCUGUUGCGCAUUAAUCCAGGAGGGGAGCGCGGAUAGGAAGGAUGCCUCGACCGGGAGCGCGCGCGCGGUAACGCCAGGGAGACCGGGAGACCCCCAGGCACGCUCGCGCCGAGCAACGGGACCGAGCAAACUCCGGGCUCGCGCCGAGGAACCGGGGACUCAACAUUUUGGUGGACCGGGAUUUUGGACCCGCACACGCACCACUGCAGAAACGCAAACGGGCGAGACGGACACACACACACACACACACACCAUUGUGCUGGCUGUGUUAGACACAGCUACAGCUUUCUACACACACACACACACACACACACAGCUGUACAAAACUACAAACCUAGACACACCCACACAGACGUGUGUGUGGGAGCAGUGGUCCAGUUGAACCACACUCACACACACCUAUACAAAACUACACACCUGUACACACCUAGACACACCCACACAGACCUGUGCGUGGGAGCAGUGGUCCAGUUGAGUCACACACACACACACACACACACACACACACACACACCAUUGUUCUGGCUGUGUAAGACUAUUACAGUUACAGCGUUACACACACACACACACACACACACACACCAUUGUGCUGGCUGUGUAAGACUUACAGUUACAGCGUUCUACAAACACACACACACCUAUACCUACGCGUACCUAUACAAAACACACCUGUACACACCUAGACACACCCACACAGACCUGUGUGUGGGAGCAGUGGUCCACACACACACACACACACACACCUGUAACUCCGUCUAUGUGUGUGUGAGCGGGGGUCAGGAUGCAGGUCUCCUUCGCGUGCACGGAGCACAACCUAAAGAGCCGCAGCGAGGAUCGGCUAUGCGGGCUGCGCUCCGCCCCGCCACCAGGUGGCAACAGCGGAGGAGGAGGCGGCGGGACCGGAGGCGGGCUGGAGAGGAGCGGCGUGCAGGUCAGUAACGGAAAUUACGCCACGCAGAACUCCAUCAAGAUCCGCGACAUCACCGCGUCUCGGGUCGCCAUGCAGGGACACGCCCACAUGAAGGAGGCGUUCGGCCGGCACAGCAGCAUGAAGUACAGGAAUUUGGGGAAGUCGGGGCUGCGUGUGUCCUGUCUGGGUCUCGGAACCUGGGUGACGUUCGGCUCGCAGAUCUCAGAUGAGAUGGCGGAGAACCUGAUGACAAUAGCGUAUGAGAACGGUGUGAAUCUCUUUGAUACUGCAGAAGUUUACGCCUCAGGAAGGGCGGAGAUCACGCUGGGUAAUAUCAUUAAGAAGAAAGGAUGGAGGAGAUCCAGUUUCGUAAUAACGACCAAGAUCUACUGGGGAGGACAGGCGGAGACAGAGAGAGGCCUGUCCAGAAAACACAUCAUCGAAGGUCUUCGAGGCUCGUUAUCCCGACUGCAGCUGGAGUACGUCGACAUCGUGUUCGCUAAUCGGAACGACGUCAACAGUCCGAUGGAAGAGGUGGUACGCGCCAUGACGUUUGUCAUUAACCAGGGCAUGGCCAUGUACUGGGGGACGUCUCGCUGGAGCGCCAUGGAGAUCAUGGAGGCGUACUCGGUGGCGAGGCAGUUUAAUCUGAUCCCCCCGGUGUGUGAACAGGCCGAAUAUCACUACUUCCAGAGAGACAAAGUGGAGGUGCAGCUCCCCGAACUCUACCACAAAAUCGGUGUGGGGGCGAUGACCUGGUCUCCACUGGCGUGCGGGUUGAUCACAGGUAAAUACAGCGACGGUGUACCAGAGUGUUCCAGAGCCGCAAUGAAGGGGUAUCAGUGGUUAAAGGAGCGGGUGCACAGUGAGGAAGGCCGCAGGCAGCUGGCAAAAAUUAAAGAGCUUCACAUGCUGGCCGAUCGACUCGGCUGCACCGCCGCCCAGCUCGCCAUCGCUUGGUGUUUGCGCAGUGAAGGUGUUAGUUCUGUUUUGUUGGGCGUCUCAAACACAGAUCAACUACUGGAGAACCUGGGAGCUCUGCGGGUUCUCUCUCAGAUGACUCCUCAGACGGUGAGUGAGAUCGACGCCCUGCUCGGUAACAAACCGCACUCCAAAAAGGAAUCACGGGCGUGAGAGAGGAACGGCGGGCCGGUACGAGACGGGACGCAGAACGACAUGAGACCGGGAUCGAGCGUGGCUGGGAUCGGUGAUAAUGGAUGGACGAGUCCGAAGGAUUGCUUUCGCUUCCUCCCCCUCCUGUAUACAACCUGCAUCUUCCUGCAUGGCUCCUGCGACCACCGGGCUUCCAGAACGAUCCAAACAUAACCCACGGCUGAUCCUUUAUAUCAUCUAUAACUACACUUCUAAAAAAUAAAGCAGAGUUUUUACUCUCGAGGAGAAAGACAACGAGAAAAACUGGAUUAUUUACGCAGUUGAUGCGAGAAACGGAACAUCACGUCUUCCAGAUGAAGCAGUUUUAGGAGGAUUGGACCAAAAACAUACUCCCUCUGCCAGAAUUCAGUAUGAUGGUUUCAGGUGUGUGUGUGUGUGUGUGUGUGUGUGUGUGUGUAUGUUAGUCAAAGUCUUUUGUAUCCCACAACAGGCAUCAUUCCAGGAUGGCUAACAUGUGCUUCCUUCAAGACAUGUUUAGCCAGCCGACAGAAAGACAGGGAGAUGGGGGAGACGAGGAGAAGCCGUCAUCACCAUCAUCAUCAUCAUCAUCGUGAACGUUUUAUACUGACCCGACCUGCAUUUCCACCGGUUUAAAAGCAGAAACCAGUUUAUAACUCGAGGCCGACGUUUCCUGAUGCGUGGCAUUAAAAUAACAAAUGUGGAGGAUCUAACGAGGCUCAUUGCUGAUGAAGAGGACUUGUUUCUGAUACACCCCUGUUCCAUUUGGAAGGGAGUUCCUUGGGUAGGCAGCAUCUUGGGCAGCAUUAGUACUUCCAAGAUGAAAACCGUCCCAUAAAAAAUAAACAACGCUGUGUAAGAUUCCAAGACUUUGGCAAAUUUCAAAAAAGCAUGCAUGUCAGCAAUCCCAUGAUUCACUUUGCCAGACCAGAGCUUUGCUGAAUAAUGCAACCAAACAAUCGUCCUCAACUGAACACAAGAUGUUUGAGAUUUUUAGACAGGACAUGCCAUCCCUUGAUUUUAAGCUCCUGAUGAAAGGGGAAGAGGUUCUAAUGCUGUUCUCAUUUGGGCUCUGGGACCAUGCCGGCUGAAAACAUCAGGGUUGUGUGUUUGUGUGUGUGUGGGGGGGUGUUCGAAACUGAUUUGGAUUUUAACAUCACAGCAUCACAGACCGAACAUGCAAAUAAUCAACCUUCUUCCUCCAUCAUCCUCCCCUAUAACUGUGCGCAUGACCCUUUAAAAUAGCCCCCACUGUGUGUGUGUGUGUGUGUGUGUGUGUGUGUGUGUGUGUGUGUGUGUGUAAUCUCUGGACUGUAUCAUUUGCACAAUCUGAUCUGGGUCUAAAGUCAGAAGCGAACGUCCGAGUCCUGGUGUUUAUCAGACCUGCAUCCACAGUGUGUGUUUGUGAAAGAUUGCAAUCAGUGUGGGGACAUGACGCAGUGCUGAUCUAUACACACACACAUGAAGUGUUUCCAUCCAAAGGUCUUACGCACAACUCCAAAAAGUUAGAGGUGUGUUUCCACUGACUCUUGUGUGGACGUAAAUGCAUGCACGAUGGCGCAGUGUGUAACACUGUCGCCUCAAAGCAAGAAGGGUCUGGGUUUGAUUCCCUUUCCAGUCGGCAAGGGUCCUUUCUGUGUGGAUUUUGCAUGUUCUCCCCAUGUCUGCAUGGGUUUCCUCAGCAAGUCCAAAGACAUGCAGUCAGGUUAAUUGGAGCUACUAAAAAGUGUGUGUGUGUGUGUGUGUGUGUGUGUGUGUGUGUGUGUGUGUGUGUGUGUGUGUUUCAGUGUUUGCCCUAUGAUAGACUGGCAACCUGUCUGGGGUUUUUCCUGCCAUUUGCCCAAUGAAUCGGACCCACCGUGACCCUGACCAGAAUAAAGCUGUGGUAAAACAGACGAUUAAUAAAUAAAUAAAAUAUUUUAAAUUAUUAUUUCAAUACUUGAGAGAGUAUCUCAUCGUUUGGAGAUACUAAGUCAUUAAUAUCUCAAAAUAAUGGCACAUCAUUUCAUUUAAUAAUAAUAAAAUUAUAA
This is a messenger RNA of Trichomycterus rosablanca, 4265 nucleotides long. RefSeq names its product voltage-gated potassium channel subunit beta-3. Gene Ontology annotation, molecular function: transmembrane transporter binding; voltage-gated potassium channel activity; potassium channel regulator activity. The transcript is spliced from 14 exons. Lineage: Eukaryota; Metazoa; Chordata; Actinopteri; Siluriformes; Trichomycteridae. The record is from RefSeq and is a predicted model, not a curated record. Gene Ontology annotation, cellular component: membrane; cytoplasm; voltage-gated potassium channel complex. Gene Ontology annotation, biological process: regulation of potassium ion transmembrane transport; potassium ion transport. The coding region runs from base 976 to 2238 and encodes 420 amino acids.